UGACUGGUCAAAAGGAAUACAUGUUGGGUGAGCUUCAUUGAACUUUCCUCACCUCCUUCCUCUCCCUUUCCUUUUUUCCUCACUUUCAAUCCUAAGAGAUAAUAAAGAACUGAUAAAAAAACCAUCACAAGAAGAAGAUUGCUCUGAUUAAUUGUAGUAUAUAUCAGUCUUCUUCUUUCGAGGAUACGAUAUAGUAAUUUGUGUUCUUUCAAGUUAUCAUCUUUGUUCAUUGGGUGCUUCUUCCUUACUGGGGGCUGCAGCUCAGAAACCUCAGAAAAGGAAAAGAAAAAAGGCAAAAUCUUUGUUGGUAUUUAUCAAUGGCUGGAAUGCUUCCUGGUGUGGAGUGUGCACGAAGGAGACGGCUCCAUCUGAGCAGUGGCAUGUCGGAUUCACCAAGCCAUGGUGGGACAAGGCGGUCAUCUCUCUGUUUAUACACAAGCAGCCAUGAAACCCAUCAUUCCUCAACCUCACCAAUGAGGAAAAAAAGCUUAUUGAGCCAAGCAUCCCAGGAUGAGGAAUUGGAAAGUGGAGCUAGAGAGGCCAAGGAGAGAUUAGAUGGAAGGUUUAAAGCACAAAGAAAAUCUGAAACCAAUAGGAGAAACAACAAAGACAGAUUGGGGUCCAUGUUCCAAGACGAGUUGCCGACAGAGCUGUUGGGGUCAAAACAGAGCCGCUCAAAGAAGUUCAGUUGGGCCAAGUUUAGCUGGAAGGCCUUAGAUCAAAACAUCUGUGCUGCCUGCAUAUGAGAAGCUUGUUUUCUUUAUAGUUUUAUAUCUCAUUUGUGGUGAUGAUCACCAUUUUUGUGAGGUUUUUCUAGGAAUUAAUCCAAGUUUUUUUCUUCUUUGAUGUAAGUUCUUGAUUGGGAAAAGAUCCAAUAUUGUAAAAAACUAUCAAAGAUUAAACAAAAAUCCCUUCUUUUCCACUUUCCA
This is a messenger RNA of Corylus avellana, 929 nucleotides long. RefSeq lists its product as uncharacterized. NCBI's taxonomy places the organism in Eukaryota, Viridiplantae, Streptophyta, Magnoliopsida, Fagales, Betulaceae. The record is from RefSeq and is a predicted model, not a curated record.